UGUUUAGAUAUUUAUGAAGUUGACGACUCCGAAGCGGUGAUCUGAACGAGCGUGAAGAGCAACGACUCCGAAACUUCGGCGGCAUAAUGGCGAAGACUCUGCUCCUUCUAGGAUAUUUGUGCGCCACGGGCUAUGCUUUCCUGGACAUCAAAGUUCCAUCGAUGUUGUAUAACAGCCAUUCGGACUCACCGGCUGCGCGUCAUGCCUCGGAGUUUGCCGGCGCGAUGAAAAACUCGAAACUUAUGCGAGAAUUCGUACCGAUUCUCAACGAGCCACCUUCGCUGUGGAAGAACGACAAAAUCAAGUUGAGGAAACCCAAAGCACCAGUUCUUGAGAUCCCGGAGGAGCAUUUCGAAGAACUGAAAGCUGCCUUGCACUUCGUGGAAAUGGAGGAGAAAACUCGGUGUGCGUUACCCAGCCCCCGCGUAAUCUGCGUUCAGGAUCACUACCCGAACGAAGAUAUAGUCUACAGGCCGGCUUGCACCAUCCUGCACAGGUGCAGUACCGAAUCCGGAUGCUGUAAAGACCCGGACAAGGUCUGCUCGGUGAGGGAUCGAGAGAGAGUCACACUCUACUUCGAUGACGCGAGCAAGGACUCUCCAGCUCUGAAACUUACUUUCACCAACCACACGUCUUGCCAUUGUGGAAUGAGCAUCGGAGGGGAGGAAUUCGCAACAAAAGAGGAGGAUUCUCCGUUGGAUAAUGGAGUGCAACACGACGAAGACGAUCGGCACGCCGAAGUAGACGAGAUCGCUUCUUGUCCUAAGUGCCCGAUUCCUUUCAGUAAGAGGUUUUCUCGAGGCAUCUGUCAAUGUGAUUGUUUCGAGGGUGAUACGACGUGCAUAAGGAUAAAAGACGGACGAGAACCGCUGGAGCCAGAGGAGCGUAAUUGUGUCCGACGGAAGAUUUGUAAUGAGCCUUCCUGCUCCACGGGCAGACAUUAUAACGAACGAUUCGGUGAGUGUCGGAAACCAUACUACGAGGAGAUCGUCGGAACAACCGAGACCACAAGCGAACAUCAGAAGUCGAGUGACAUCGGAAAGUCCAAACGGAGGCGUCAUCGGAUGAAGAAGGUCGAGCAUUCGCCGAUCGAAUGACGGGUCCCUCGGAAGAACUAUCAUAUUCCUCAAUUCCACGCUUGAGAUAUCAAUUGAGAUCUUGUACAAAUGAUGUAAAGAGACCGAGUGGCAGGCGGCAGCUACGACUGGGAGUUCCCGCACAGAGCCGCGAGAGAAGAUUUGUGUAUGUAUAUGGCGCGAAAGUUCGAGAAA
Galendromus occidentalis (western predatory mite) is the source of this 1271-nucleotide messenger RNA. RefSeq lists its product as uncharacterized. Gene Ontology annotation, biological process: hemocyte migration. Gene Ontology annotation, molecular function: growth factor activity. The transcript is spliced from 4 exons. The coding region runs from base 87 to 1097 and encodes 336 amino acids. The record is from RefSeq and is a predicted model, not a curated record. Gene Ontology annotation, cellular component: membrane. NCBI's taxonomy places the organism in Eukaryota, Metazoa, Arthropoda, Arachnida, Mesostigmata, Phytoseiidae.